This is a messenger RNA of Melanotaenia boesemani (Boeseman's rainbowfish), 8112 nucleotides long. Its product is annotated as zinc finger protein 609-like. NCBI's taxonomy places the organism in Eukaryota, Metazoa, Chordata, Actinopteri, Atheriniformes, Melanotaeniidae. Bases 749 to 4885 code for a protein of 1378 amino acids. Gene Ontology annotation, cellular component: nucleus. The record is from RefSeq and is a predicted model, not a curated record. The transcript has 8 exons. Gene Ontology annotation, biological process: regulation of transcription by RNA polymerase II.
AACAUUUCCAACACCGACACAUGGCGGCUGCUUAAGCUGGUGGAUUUUCCUCCUUGAAAAACAGGCACGUUAAAUCGCAGUCCACGCGGCGCGAUUCCAGUUCCACGUCUUUCGCCCGCGCGCUGUGGAGUGUGACAGUUCAAUCCGGCAGGAACAAGCCUGUCCUGGAUUUCCUAACCGCUCCCGCUGCUGCUGGUUGACUACAUUGUAUCAGUUCCCACACGAAGACCCAGCACGGUGCUCGACUGAAAACGGUGAAUACGGAGGAAUUACCCUGGAUGGAAAGCUACUAACGGUUGGAUUAAUCGUAAUAAAGUCGUGGGAGAAGAGCGGACUUGUAUUGGCCUUGAGACCGCAGCGAUAAAAAUGCGCUCCGGACUCGGCUGUUUUCGCUGUGGACGGUGUCUCGAAGUGUGAUGGCAGAAGUCCAGUGAAUCGCUGGCCUCCCCUCUUCUCUUGUGUUGGAUGUCUUGGGGAGUGCGUUGCCACUGGUUUCUAGUGCUUAAACAUUUUUAAAGGUUUUAUUGUUAUUCAAGCUCGUUACUCUGAUUUGUUUUUUUAUGGAGCACACACCACCAUGGACAAACUACGGUUUGGAUUAGGAGUGUUUAGUUAAGUAGGGCAAAAUGUGGUUAAAUGGGACAGGAACGAGUAGACCGUGAAGAUUCUCUAACCCUUGCCCUUGAGUCCCAACCGUCUGAGAGGGUGUCGGACCUCACUGAGGCAAUCCUGGGCCGUUGGCACUAAAAUGUCCCUAAGUGGUGGCACUGCAGGCGGGAAAGGUGUGGACUCUAAUGCGGUGGACACUUACGACAGCGGGGAUGAGUGGGAUAUCGGUGUUGGAAAUCUGAUUAUUGACCUUGACGCUGACUUAGAGAAGGACAAACUUGAGAUGUCUGGCACCAAGGACGGCAUGGCGGCACCACCCAGUGCAGUGGCAGCGUUGCCUGACAACAUACGGUUUGUUAGUCCAGUGUCUGGCUCUCAAGGCAAGGAGAGCAAAUCCAAAUACAAGCGCAGUAAGAACUCUAAAGACAAUAGUAGCAAAGCUUCAGCUGGAGAUGUGGGUAAAAAAGAGACUACAGGACGGACUCAAGGGGAGCCAACAGGCCCAGCAGCGAGUGCAGUAGCUGCUAGCAACAAUUCCACCUCUGGGAAGAACAUGGAAAAAGGGGGCAAAGCCUCCAGGGGUGUUCUCAGUGGUAAAAAAGAGAAAGAAGGGGCUAGUGGGAAAAAUAAGAAGGACAAAACAGAUGGCGCCCCAGUUGUGGCAAUUGGUGUCACAGAGAAGGAUGUAUCUCAAGCCCAAGUUGCUUUGGGGAAUAGUCGUAAUACAUCCUUUGAGAACACACAAUCAACAGACUUGGCAGAUGCCAAUCAAAUGGGGAAUAUUGCACUUGAAUCUGUUGGGAUAGUAUCAGCAUUGACCACGAAAGCCGAACCAGAGGAGGUGGAAAAUGGUAAUGAGUGCAAGACGUUGAAGAAAGUCAAAAAUGAGAAGAUGGAAUCUCCUGUCUCCACGCCAGCUCCUCCCCCUCUCCACCUCCUGGCCACAGUAGGCAACAGUGAAAUUGCCUCGCCAUGUGAACAGAUAAUGGUGCGCACACGCAGUGUGGCUGUGAACACAUCCGAUGUGGCCCUGGCGACUGAACCUGAGUGCUUGGGACCCUGCGAACCUGGUACCAGCGUCAAUCUCGAAGGCAUCGUGUGGCAGGAAACCGAAGAUGGCAUGCUGGUGGUCAAUGUUACCUGGAGAAACAAGACCUAUGUGGGCACCCUGUUGGACUGUACACGGCAUGACUGGGCUCCCCCCAGCAGGUUUUGUGAAUCACCCACAAGUGAUCUGGAAAUGAGAAAUGGCCGUGGUCGCGGUAAGCGAAUGAGACCGAACAGCAACACCCCCAUCAACGAGAACAGCAACUCAUCCGACAACAAGGGCACCACCAACAACAAAACACGUGCUGCGUCUAACAGCAAGGGCCGUAGGGGCAGUCAGACACCAUCAGAGCGCCGUACUCCACCAAACAGCAAUACAGAAGACAUCAAGGCCAGUCCCUCCUCAGCUGGAAAACGCAAGACCAAACCAGCGUCAGACAUGGAGCCUAAUUCCAGCUCAGAGGACACCAAAGGCAACAAACGUAUGCGGACAAACUCCAACAGUGGAGGCGUGGGGCCAACGGGUCUCCCUAUCCCUUCGGUUAAGACUGAGCCACUUCCACCCCCCCUUGAUCGUGGUUGUCCCUCUCCAGUUCUUAUUGAUUGUCCACAUCCUAACUGCAACAAAAAGUACAAGCACAUCAAUGGUCUAAAGUACCACCAAGCCCGUGCCCACAAUGAUGACGAUAUAAAGUUGGACUUAGAUGGAGACAGCGAAUAUGGAGAAGACUCGACGCUCCACCCGGAACCGGGAAACUGUAAUGGAGCGUCCAUCUCCCAGAAAGGGUGCUUAUCUCCAGCACGUUCAGUUACUCCAAAAGGCAGGAACUUUGAUGCCCAAAGUCCUUCUCCAUCUCCUGGCAAGUUUGGUUCAAAGCAAAGUAAAAAGAAAAUUGCAGAGACAGAUCCAGAAGCAGGAGGUACACCAAUGGAUGGUUGUGAGGAUGGGCCAUGCCUUACUGAUGAGGCCAGUAACGAUGGAUUAGAUGAUAAGAGAGGAUCAGAUAAGUCUAAAAAGGCUGGCACAAAAGCGGAUAAAAUGGGCCAGAAAAACUUGAAGUCACCACGUCCCAUAGGUCCUGGCCCGACCCCAUCCCAACAGAUGUAUUCUUUUCCCCCUGGGAACCCAAAUUCUUCCCCAGGGCUAACUCCGAUGAUACAAGGAAUCCCCAAGAGUCCCCAAAUGAAAGGCACACAGCCUAAACCCCCAGCCAUUGGAGAUCCUGCUUCAAGUAGCUCCAAAGACAAGAAGAAGAAAGACAAAAAGAAAAAAGAUGGUGGGAAGGAUGCUGACAGCCCUAAGCCUCCAGGAAAAGGAGGGAAACCAGAGGAAGGAAAGCUUCCAUACUCUGAACCUUGUGAUCAAGGUAACAAGGGGGAUGGCCUCCUCAAUGGUUCAUCAGAUCCUCUUCAGAGUCGCUUGGCCAGUAUCAAGGCUGAGGCUGACAAGAUUUAUAGCUUUUCUGACAACGCCCCAAGUCCAUCCAUUGGUGUUGCGAGUCGGAUAGAUGGCAGUGGGAUGCCACAACCUCUCACACCACUUCAUGUGGUGAACCAGAAUGGUGCUGAUAACUCUUCAGUCAAAACCAAUAGCCCGGCCUAUUCAGACAUUUCAGAUGCUGGUGAGGAUGGCGAAGGGAAAUUAGAAGGUGUCAAAGUCAGGACAGAGGACCAAGCCAUCAGGGAAAGUGUCAAAAAGGCACUCUUUCCAAACCAGACACCCAACAAAGAUUCCCCGUACUAUCCUGGUUAUGAGACGUACUACUCACCCAGUUAUGUCAACCCCAGCCCCGGUGGGCCAAAUCCAGGUGUACCAGCAACUGAGGGUCAGGCUAAGAUCAAAAGGGAUGAUGAACCAGACCAAGUUGAGGAAAAAGUGAAGAUUGAAGUUCAUGAAGAUCGUAAACCAGAUAGCAGCGUGUCUGGUCAGCAGCAACAGCAACCCUCAGUCAUCCAACAGCGAUCGAACAUGUACAUGCAGCCCCUGUACUACAACCAGUACGCUUAUGUCCCUCCUUAUGCAUACAGCCCUGAUCAAGCCUACCAUAACCACUUGAUGAACACCAAUGCAGCAUACCGGCAGCAGUACGAGGAGCGGCAGCGACAAAUGGCUGAACAGCAUCGUGCCGCUGAAAAAAAGUCAGACGUAUUAAUCAAAGAGAGAGAAGUUUCCAUGAAGGAUGAAUGGAAACAAAAGAGCCCAAUGCCUCCAAGCCUCUCCAAAGCCCCAAGUCAGUCAGACCUCGGAAAGCCCUCAAGCAAAUCCAGGGACUCGCCCCCUGAACCUUCCUCCAAGUCCAUUGGAAGCAUAAAGGGGGAGGAUUCUAAGUCCCAGCAAGCUGAGGGACUAAAGAUGAAACUGACUGAAGGGGGUCACCAUGGAAAGGAAGACCCCAUGCAAGCACUGGAGUCCAGGGGUCAGGCUGGGAUGGAGCAGGCUAUGUGGUACAGACAGUACCCUGAGAGCCAGAAGCUCCAAGCUGAAGAGGAACAUCAGCAACAACAGCUUAGAAGAAAAGAUGAACGGGACCGGGACCGUAAAUUAAAAGAAGAAAGACCCAGGCCAAAGGAAAGUGGACCCAAGGAGGAUGGCAAAGAUGGGAGUGAUCCCAGAAUCACUUCAGAGGACCAUAGAGCCAUAAGCAAAGACUCUCGUUCUAAUCCCCACAUGCAGUUCACUUCACCACUAGCACAGCACCAAGGCUACAUGCCCUACAUGCAUGGUUACCCCUAUGGACAAGGCUAUGACCCCAACCACCCUGGAUACAGGGGCAUGCCUUCAGUCAUGAUGCAGAAUUACCCAGGUUCUUACAUACCUGGAGGUUAUCCAUUUUCUCCAUAUGGGAGUAAAAUAGCUGGAGGUGAAGAAGGCAGUGAGAAAUCUCGCGCUAGCCCUACUGUUACUAAAACGGCAACAGAUUCCAAAGCCCUGGAUAUCCUGCAUCAGCACGCCAGCCAGUACAAGAGCAAGUCCCCCACAGUGGGUGACAAACCACCCCACGACAGGGAAAGGGAGCAGGAACGAGGACCUGCUGGAGACAGAGAUCGGGAAAGGGAGCGCGAGAGGGACAGAGAAAGAGAUGUGGACCGACCGCGCUCCUCGCCCUCCCAGCGCAUCAUGCCCUCUCACCACCACCUGGGAUAUCCCCUGCUCUCAGGGCAAUAUGACCUGUCCUACGCCACAGGGAAACCCGACCGUCACACCUCAACCGUGCAUAGAUUCAUAUGACUGGCUCACAUGUGAACAAGAUCUCCUGGUUGUUACCUUUUUAGACAUCAGUUGAAUGGUGUUUCUAUCUUUAUCUUUUAGUUCCUCUGCCCCAAGGCAAGGCAGACUGUUGUUGUUGUUUGUUUUUGUUUUUUUUCCCCUCGUAAAAUGUCCCAAAUUCUCCAUCCGUGGACUGUAACAGGACUGAUGGUAACCCAGGUUCAAAGCCAUCUCUCUGCCCCAUCAUGCAGAGGAAACACCGACCCGCUGAUCAUCUAGUCUUUGCACUGUCAACAAAUACAAUGCAAAAAGAGACUUGGACUGCCAGAACAGCUUUCAUCGUUUUUUUUUUUUUUUUUUUCCUGACUGCAUUGUUUUUUGAUUUGUUUUUGUUGGGUCACGCAGAAAGAAAUUGGCAGGGAAUGUGGAGAAGCCGGGUGGCUGAUGGGGGAAGAGGAGUCAAACUAAAGACUGGCUCACUGUAUGCCGCGAGACAACAGUAUAUCCUUAACUUGACAAAUGUUUGGCUAUAUUUCGUGGGUAGAGGGAAUAUGGCAACAGCUGCUUUCUCAGAGACUUAAGAGCCUGAGACUGAAGUUUUUCAUCUUCCAUCGUCAUCACUUCCCACCUUCUUUGAACCCUCACGUCUUGUUUCAGGGAUGAUGUCGUCAUGUUUUGCGAAGGGACCGCACUCACCUCAAUGGAGAAUAAACACUAUUCAUGUUUUUCUUUUUCUCAGUAAAUACACAAGUCUUCUUUCCAUAUCAUCUUGUCCAUCUUUUAAGGUGUCUGAUGCUGGUUUGGUCCUGUUUUUUCCAGUCACAUCUGUCUUUAAGCUCAAACAGUGAAGCCACAUCAGCAAGCGAUGGGUUCAUGGGGCACCGCCAUUGUUGCAUCCUGCCACAUGUGGGGGUUUUUUGGUGUUUCACUCUGAUUGUGCUUCUUUCACUUUGAUUGUUUCCUGUAAACAAUGUGAAAUUUCACUCAUGUAUUUUUCUGCUGUAAUAUAGACUUUUAUCUUACCUUUAUGUGCAUAAAUGUUUAUAUUUACCCAGCAUGCAACUGUUUGAAAAACUGUUAAAUAGCUUUCAGCCUUCACAGCAUUUACCAUUAUGUGCUCAGAUCAUUACUGUUGCUGCAGUCCCUGGACGUCUUGUGUCCUUUUCCUUUGGUGCGUAGGUUUUGCUUGUCUUGCCUCUAAUGUUUUCUUUUGUUUUUUAAUUUUUUUCUUCUGAUUUACUUGAUCACAAGCUUGGUUAACAUCUCCAUCCAUCCCGACAUGCUGUGUGCAGUUAGACUGGCUUUACUCCUCUGGAUUACUGUCUGUGUCUCAGAACUGCCGACUCAGUCAAAUGAAGUGAAAACGACGUGAUAAAUCGGUGUGAUUUUAAGCUAACGUUCAUUGGCAGUACUUUGAUUCUCUCUGUGCUUCGAUUGCUCAUGUGGCUUCACCAUAACACACGGUCGCCUCUGACUUUUAGCAUGUUUUUUUCCUUUAAAAUGGCAACUUAAUUUUGGAUCAGCCCAUUAGUGGACACCUUUUUUUUUUUUUUUUUUUAAAUUGAUGUUGCCUGUGGAGUAACAUCAGCCGACUGGCCCAUUAAAUCUGCAGUAAGUGCAUGUGAUGACCCAGCUGUUGCUAUUACAAAAACAAAUAUGAACCAGUCAGAUGGCGACAGCUGAAUCUAAAUUAAAAGGCAGUGCAAGCCAGUUAAAGUGUAAAAUAGAGCAACGUGAAUGUGGUAAAUCGAGUGAAAUGGGGCCUCGAUUAUGCACACAUGACUGAAAGUAGGAAGCCAUAAAGUUGCCCAGUGAGCUGAAAAAGCAGCACGUCGCUCCAGGCCGCCUUCUGGAUCUCAGACAGGUGGUCCAUCUUUGUAAAUUCAGUCAGGUUAACUUUGAAUUGACACAAAAAACCUCUGUCAGCAUGGCCUGUUCUACCAGAGGCCCGUCUUGGCUUUAAAUUACAGUUCUCUUAUACCUCAGGGGUUGUAAGUGAAAUUCUACCCAUAUGCUAUUCGCAUUGAUUUCAGAGGGUUUCUCUUUGUGGGUAUGUGGGGGGAAAAAAGAAGAAAAAAAAAAGCCCAUUCUGCUCUGGGCUGGAUGUGUUGUUGAGGUUCAUUCAGGAUAAAGGCACUGUGUUAAGGUUAAACCAUGCUUUUGUGGGUUGUAACCAGUCUUAAUGUUCCUCUAAAGCAUUGUAAUGACAGUAGAAUAUUGACCAUGUUGUCAUUAAAUUUAAUUUAGAUUUUUUUUUUUUUUUUUUUGGUUUUACAAACACUUUUAAAUGUUCCCAUCUUUGUAGUUUUUGUUUUUCUCAUUGAGUCCCUGCACCACCAGUAAAACUCUUAAGUUAAACACCCUCUGAAGCUGGAAGUUAGUUGUUCACCGACACACUCAUCCUGAUUAAGAAACUGCAGCUCUUCAUUUUGAGGUUCUCGGACAUUCCAAGUGAACAAGUUGCCAGUUUCUCGUCCCAUGAAAGUUUGCAAGAUGGUAUAUAUUUUGACUUUUGUGUGCAUCUUAAAGAAGAAUGGCUGACACGAAUAAGCUGAAUGUGGUGGUGUGUGACUUGUAAUUAAUCUGUAAGGGUAAUCUAGGCAGCUGUGAUGUUGUCAUUAAAGUCAGUGGGUUUUAGUACCAGCAGACUGCAUACAGUACAUAUAGUUUUAUCAGACAAUGGUUGUGACAAGUGCAUUUGUUCUCUCUCUGAGAGUAGUAAUGUUAUCUCAGUAGUAAACAAAGCCCAGUGAAAAUCAUUUAUUCUAAAGUGUAUGAAAAGCCAGAAAAGUAAUGUUUGCUAUCAACAUAUUGGAAAGUGCUUGGCUCUUGUAUUUUGCAGGACUGUAUUUGUUUCAUGGUGAAGAGUAUAUUUAUUGGCCAGCAGUUGUCUCAAUUGGUGCCUAGUCGAACAUUCUUCUGUGAAAACACAGAAACACUUGCUCGUUUGUCCUUUCCUAACCCACCUCCUGACACACACCUCCUCCCCCCUGCACCCGCACCCCCCAUCCCACCCCACCCCCCUCCCUCCUGAGUACCAGUACUGGUGCUUGCAAGGAUGUUUACAAUGGCUUCAUUUUUUUCUUUCUGUGUGAGAAAUUCAGAACUCUUCUCCCUCUUCCUCUGUUUGCUUUCCCUUCAGGAGUUUGUGUAAAGUGUACAUUACCAUGGUUCUUUUUUAUACAAUACUCUGUAACUUGCCUUUGUAAAUUUGGGCUGGAAAAAAAAAAAUAAAUCUUUUUAUGAGA